AUUUCUUGUUUUUUCACAGAAAUGCAAAGAUAAUCGUCUACACUAUAUUCAGGAAGCAUCAAAAACUAAUUCAUUUAAAGUAUCUCUAUCUCUACAGCCAAUUUUCUUUACAUCAUUUGAUCGCAACCACUACUAUGCCAUUGAAAAUAGGACAAAAACGGAAAUUGCAGCCAAAAUAGAGGAAAAGAUGCAACAGCUCCUAGAUUUAGACUACGAUGCUGGAGAGGACAUGAGAGUGAAAUGGAUGAAAGAAAUCAAGAAUGCUUCAAAGAAACUAUACAUUAAAUUCUUUAAGGAUCUGACAGAAUUGGUGAAAAAUGCACUGGAUGUAAUUGACGAUGAAGGGCAGGCAGCUGAUGAGGCACUUAAGACGUAUAAAGCCAAGAUGGAUGACCUUGUAGUUUACGUACAUGGCCGACAUCCUCCCCGCAAAUCCACAAGUUCCCGUCCUAGAGCUGCGUUGCCUGAGGGAAUUGUCUCCACCCCUCGGGCCGUAUAUCUCCCUCCCAUAAGAGUCCAUCACCACAGGUCAGCCGGUGCAGCCGGCUCAACAGCUCAAGUAGCUCUUGUAACAGCAGUGGAGGUGCUAGCCCCAAGCAGGACACCUCAGCUGAGGAGGUGCCUUCUGUUGUUGUCCCCGUACAGCCUUCCUCUUUGA
Molecule: messenger RNA, 658 nt
Organism: Saccostrea cuccullata (small rock oyster)
Lineage: Eukaryota; Metazoa; Mollusca; Bivalvia; Ostreida; Ostreidae
Exons: 3
Source: RefSeq, a predicted model, not a curated record